This is a messenger RNA of Scomber japonicus (chub mackerel), 2278 nucleotides long. RefSeq names its product inhibitor of DNA binding 4 (gene id4). NCBI's taxonomy places the organism in Eukaryota, Metazoa, Chordata, Actinopteri, Scombriformes, Scombridae. The record is from RefSeq and is a predicted model, not a curated record. The transcript has 3 exons. Gene Ontology annotation, cellular component: nucleus; cytoplasm. The coding region runs from base 308 to 733 and encodes 141 amino acids. Gene Ontology annotation, molecular function: transcription regulator activity; protein dimerization activity. Gene Ontology annotation, biological process: cell differentiation; negative regulation of transcription by RNA polymerase II; circadian regulation of gene expression.
CCCUGAUCUGUCAGCCGGCUGGCUUGGCGCCUCCCCUCUCCUCUAUAAAUGUAGGAAAUCUAUUCAUUCCUUUCACACUGAGCCUGCUGAAGUAAGAGGAACUGUGUGGCUUCACGGGAUGUGUUGACAGACUAGAAUUCCGCCUUCUGGUUUUAUCUCAUUCUCUCUCUAAUUUACGGCACUAUUAGAGUCGCUUUGCCGUGUUUACAGCGCCGUUGUAUCAUCUCAAAUACCUCCUGCUACCAGAAGUGUAAUUGUUUAAUUUUUUUUAUUUCGCUGCCUCUCUCUGAGUCGUUGGUUAUCUAAGAUGAAGGCUGUUACUCCAGUCCAACCCCAGGACUCCUCCUCCAGCAGCAGCCAGCUCCCCCUGCACUGUCUGUCGAAGCAGAGUCUCAACAUCGCCCGGUGCAGGAUGGAAGAAGAGGACCUGUUCUGCCUGCAGUACGACAUGAACGACUGUUACAGCCGGCUGAAGCGCCUGGUGCCUACCAUUCCACAGGAUAAGAAAGUCAGCAAAGUGGAGAUCCUCCAGCAUGUCAUUGACUACAUCCUGGACCUGCAGCUGGCCCUGGAGACGCACCCUUCUCUCCAUAAACAACAACCACAGCGGACCGGGACCUGCACUCCUCCAGCUUCCAACCCUAGCAGGACACCGCUGACUGUGCUCAACGUUGACCACCACCAGAGGACGUCAAUAGUCAAAAAGCCGGAGGACUCGAUUUUAUGCCGCUGAGACACGAGCACUGCAUUUGGUGUGCAGGGCUACACAGAGCCGCUCCAAAGCCAGCAAAGCUUCGCCAGGGACUCACACCCAACUGGAGGCACAAUCACAAGGGGAUUUCAAAAACCGCUGGGAGGAAUUAAAACCCAAAUAAAAUCACAAUUCAUAUCAGUUUUUUUUUUUUGGUUCCACAGAACGAGGAAUCAGUGUGUAGACAGCAACAUCCUCCUCCUCCUCCUCCUCCUCCUUCUUCCCCCUCUGUUUAAGUUGCUCUCACUUCACUUCUUGUCACUUGAGACUUUUCUAAAACAGUGAAACCGUGGAAUCCCCAUGUUUUUGUUGGAAACCUCUCUGUCAGCAGCAUAUGGAAACUGUUUGUGAAUUGUGCUUAAAGAAUAACUAAAAACGACUCCAGUUUAAAGCUUUACUAAACUGCGAAAAAAUCAUUGUACAUGUUUUUGGGACAUCUAUUGUUUAAAAUAGAUGAUUUGUGUUGAACAGGGACGUUCCUCCCUGGUAUCUUAAAAAUGUUUGAUAUUGUAAAGAAGAACAAUUCUGAUUCGAGACAAUUAAGAUUGUACAUAUAGAGAAACAAAUGUUCUAUAAAAGUAUGUGAAAGGAAGACUUAUAUGCUUAAAAUAGACUAUUGUAAUUAUAAGAUAUUUUUAUUAAAAACCUUUUUUUGUCGUUAUGUAAAUAUUGUGUUUCCACUUUUAAGUCUUUAGUGAAUGAAUGUGGUUAUGCUCUGCCAAUAAUGUCCUCACAUGAUGAUAUCAGUUAACUUCUUUGCAGUGUUUUUUGGAAUAGUUGAAUAUGUAGCAUGUCAGGCUCAUUGCAGAGAUAUUGAAUGUGCACUGAAGCAGCCCUCCCUGUGUAGAUAUUUGGUGGAGUUCAACACAAAGUUCUUUUUACUUCGCCCUGCUCAGCUUUCUCUUUCAAUUGUUUUGUACUCAUUAACUCAGACAUCUCUGACCCUCUCGGUGCGAUGGGUCGGCCUGCUUUUUUUUUUGUUCCUUUUUUUUUUUUUAAAGGCCUAAUUUCAUUCUUUUCUUUUACAUUUCACUCUUAAAGAAAUAAUCAGAUAGCACUUCAUACAGUGUUUAUAAUGUAAGAUCUUUAAAAAAAAAACCCAACAAUGUCUCCAAUGUAUCCCUGUGCAGUCAGAGCUCCUUGAGGAGUUAAUGAUCGACGCCAUGAAAAUAUUAAACUUUGGUAAUGAAUUGAUGAAAUAUGUGAACAUUAACAGACUCUUUUUGGAUUAUAACCAAGUGUAAUCAGCCAGGCAGCAAGCAGGAUGUCUUAUAGCGGAUAUUAAAUGAUCUCCCUGUUGGAAAGUGAGCUGCCGUUGUUAAUGUAAAGAGAGAAAGAAAGAGAAAGAGAAAGAGAGAGAGAAAAAAAAGAAGCCUUUAUUUUUCAUGACAUUGAACACCGAAUUUACCUCACCACCCUCCUGCCAGUGUGAGAGGGCACUUGUACAUUACUGUCAGCUGCACUGUUGGACUUGACCUUCACUGGCUUGUGAGGAGUUGUCAAAACAAUUAAAGUUUCCAGGAAGAA